AUGAAGAUGCUAACUAAAUUUGAAUCAAAGUCCACCAGGGCAAAGGGUAUUGCUUUUCACCCUUCUAGGCCUUGGGUAUUGGUGGCUUUGUUCUCCUCAACUAUCCAAUUAUGGGAUUAUAGGAUGGGAACCUUACUUCACAGAUUUGAAGAUCACGAAGGUCCUGUUCGUGGGCUAGAUUUCCAUCCAACCCAGCCUAUCUUCGUUUCGGCAGGUGACGACUAUACUAUCAAAGUCUGGUCUUUGGAUACCAACAAAUGUUUAUAUACUUUGACUGGACAUUUGGAUUAUGUACGUACUGUGUUUUUUCAUCGUGAAUUGCCUUGGAUCAUAUCAGCUUCUGAUGACCAGACUAUAAGAAUCUGGAACUGGCAAAAUCGUAAGGAAAUCGCAUGUUUGACCGGUCAUAACCAUUUUGUCAUGUGUGCUCAAUUCCAUCCAACUGAUGACCUGAUCGUUUCCGCCUCCUUGGAUGAAACCAUCAGAAUUUGGGAUAUCUCUGGUUUAAGAAAAAGACAUUCGGCUCCUGGUACCAACUCUUUCGAGGAACAAAUGAAUGCCCAACAAAAUCUUUUGGAUGGUUCUCUUGGUGACUGCGUAGUAAAGUUCAUUCUAGAGGGUCACACAAGAGGUGUCAACUGGGCCUCUUUCCAUCCUACUUUACCAUUGAUUGUGUCCGCCAGUGACGACCGUCAAGUUAAGUUAUGGAGAAUGAGUGCUACGAAAGCUUGGGAAGUGGAUACUUGCAGAGGUCACACCAACAAUGUUGAUAGUGUCAUUUUUCACCCACAUCAAAACUUGAUUAUUUCUGUCGGUGAAGAUAAAACCCUAAGAGUUUGGGAUCUUGACAAGAGAACCCCAGUAAAACAAUUCAAAAGAGAAAACGAUAGAUUUUGGUUAAUCGCAGCUCAUCCUCAUAUUAAUCUAUUUGGUGCCGCACACGAUUCUGGUAUUAUGGUUUUCAAGCUUGAUCGCGAGAGACCAUGCAGCUUCAUUCAUCAAAACCAGUUGUUUUUUGUCAAUGCAGAAAAGCAAAUCCAAAGUUUCAAUUUCCAAAAAAGAGUUGCUUCAUUACCUUACGCCUCAUUGAAGGGAAUUGGUCAACCUUGGGAUGCAUUUAGAAGUAUAUCGUACAACCCCUCUCAACAUUCUAUUUUGGUUAAUGAAGCCAAUGGCAAGUUUGCCCUCGUUAUUUUACCAAAACAACCCGUGGGUGCAGUGGAACCAACUAGUGUCACCCAAGAUACAGGAAAUUUUGCUACGUUUGUCGGUCGUAAUAGAUUUGUUGUUUACAACAAGAAUUCUGAAUCUGUGGAAGUUCGUUCUUUGGAAAAUAAAGUCACCAGAAACAUCAAAGUGGAUGAAACAGUAAGAACUAUUGUUGCUGCAGGCCCCGGAUCUGUGUUGGUCAUACAUCCUAGAGAAGUUAUUCUUUACGAUGUUCAACAGGGUAAAAAAGUAUCUCAACUAGCAGUUAAAAACGUCAAGUACGUAACCUGGUCGCUAGAUGGCCAAUAUGUCGCAUUGAUGAGUAAGCAUACCAUAACUUUAGCUACCAAAAAGUUAGAAUUGAUUAAUUCUAUGCAUGAAACCAUUAGAAUCAAAAGUGCUGCUUGGGAUGAAACUGGUGUAUUAGUGUAUUCAACCUUGAACCAUAUAAGGUACUCACUAUUGAACGGCGAUAGAGGCAUUAUCAAGACUUUGGAAAAAACUUUGUACAUUACAAAGGUCCAAGGGAAGUUAGUUUACUGCUUAAACCGUGACGGUGAAAUUGAAAUCCUAACCAUAGAUCCUACAGAAUACCGCUUCAAAAAGGCCCUGGUCAACAAAAACUUUCCAGAAGUCUUGCGUCUGAUAAAAGACUCUAACUUAGUAGGCCAAAAUAUCAUCUCCUAUUUGCAGAAGUCAGGUUAUCCAGAAAUUGCUUUACAAUUCGUCCAAGAUCCACAUAUCCGUUUUGAUUUAGCCUUGGAGUAUGGUAAUCUAGAUGUUGCCCUAGAUGAAGCAAAGAAACUGAAUGAUUCUGGUACUUGGGAAAGAUUAAACCAAGAAGCCCUAGCGCAAGGUAAUUCCAGUUUGGCUGAAAUGAUUUAUCAAACUCAGCAUUCUUUCGAUAAACUUUCCUUUCUGUAUUUGGUCACUGGUAAUGUUAACAAACUAUCCAAAAUGCAAAAUAUUGCUCAAACCCGUGAAGACUUUGGAAGUAUGUUACUAAACACUUAUUACAACAAUUUAACGAAAGAAAGAUCUGACAUUUUUGCUGGAGCUGGUUCUUUACCAUUAGCUUACGCUGUGGCAAAAGCUAACGGGGAUGAUGCAGCAGCUUCUUCAUAUCUGGAACAAGCGGAGAUUGAUGAGCAGGAUGUCACUUUACCAGACAUUAUCAAUACUUCCAGUUUUGUCCAAAGACCAGUAAUUUCUGAGCCACUUGAAAAAUGGCCACUAAAGGAGGCUGAACUAUCUUAUUUUGAAAAGGCUGUUUUAGGCCAAAUUGAAGAUUUGAAUAUAGAGGAUGAUGUCCCAGAAGAAAGCACCCCUCAAGAGCAAGAAGAACCAUUGGCUGAAGAAAGCUUCGAUAACAUGGACGUUGAUGAAGACGAAGGUGCCUGGGAUUUAGGCGAUGAAGAUUUGGAUGUAGGAGAAGAACUACCGGAGGAAGUUGAACAAGGCGAGAUUUCCUCUUCAGCACAGGAAGCUGAAACUGCUAUCUGGAUCAAAAAUUCUAAGUUACCUGCUGUCUUAAUUGCUGCUGGCGCCUUUGAUGCUGCUGCUCAAGCUUUGAGCAAACAAGUAGGUGUUGUCAAACUAGAACCAUUAAAGAAAUAUUUCACUAACAUCUAUGAGGGUUGUAGAACAUAUAUGCCUAGUACGCCUUGUGAGCUUCCUGCUCAAUUAGGUUAUAUCAGAGCAUAUGAUGAUACGGUAAGUGAAGAUCAAAUUCUUCCAUAUGUUCCAGGUCUUGAUAUCGUUAAUGAGAAAAUGAAUGAAGGCUAUAAAAACUUCAAACUGAACAAACUGGAUGUCGCGAUCGAAUGCUUCAGAGAAGCCAUCUAUCGUAUUACACUGUUAAUGGUUGAUGAUCCUGAAGAUGAGAAAUUAUCUCACAAGAUAUUAGAAACUGCUAGGGAGUAUAUUUUAGGUUUGUCCAUUGAACUGGAACGCCGUUCAUUAAAAGAAGAAAAUACUGUACGUAUGCUUGAAUUGGCUGCAUACUUUACAAAGGCUAAGCUAUCUCCAAUUCAUCGUACCAAUGCCCUGCAAGUGGCGAUGUCUCAACAUUUCAAGCACAAAAAUUUCUUACAAGCUUCAUAUUUCGCAAGUGAAUUCUUAAAGAUAAUUUCUUCUGGUCCUCGUGCCGAGCAAGCCCGUAAAAUCAAAAACAAAGCUGAUUCAAUGGCUAGCGAUGCCAUUCCAAUUGACUUUGAUCCUUACGCUAAGUUCGAUAUUUGUGCAGCCACUUACAAACCAAUUUAUGAAGAUACACCCUCUGUCUCAGAUCCAUUAACUGGUAGUAAGUACGUUAUUACGGAGAAAGAUAAAAUAGAUAGAAUUGCUUUGAUUUCUAAGAUUGGCGCACCUGCGUCUGGAUUAAGAAUACGUGUGUAA
This is a messenger RNA of Saccharomyces mikatae IFO 1815, 3606 nucleotides long. RefSeq names its product coatomer subunit alpha (gene COP1). The coding region runs from base 1 to 3606 and encodes 1201 amino acids. Gene Ontology annotation, biological process: intra-Golgi vesicle-mediated transport; intracellular protein transport; endoplasmic reticulum to Golgi vesicle-mediated transport. NCBI's taxonomy places the organism in Eukaryota, Fungi, Ascomycota, Saccharomycetes, Saccharomycetales, Saccharomycetaceae. The record is from RefSeq and is a predicted model, not a curated record. Gene Ontology annotation, molecular function: structural molecule activity; protein binding. Gene Ontology annotation, cellular component: COPI vesicle coat. The transcript has a single exon.